AUGCAAGAAGCGUUCAUCAAUGUACACGGAAAGAGCUGGCCGAAUGUCGAUCACUUGAGUGAAGCGUCGGUUAUGAGUGGUUCAACUUGUAUAGAGCUUCAGGAGACAGAAACCGAAUAUGAACCUGUGAGUUGGAGUGUUGAUAGCGGUAAUGUACAUGAGUGUAGUCCCGGGGGUUAUUAUUAUGGUAUUGGUGCACAGUUUGAGCAGUGA
Glarea lozoyensis ATCC 20868 is the source of this 213-nucleotide messenger RNA. RefSeq lists its product as uncharacterized. Lineage: Eukaryota; Fungi; Ascomycota; Leotiomycetes; Helotiales; Helotiaceae. The transcript has a single exon. The coding region runs from base 1 to 213 and encodes 70 amino acids. The record is from RefSeq and is a predicted model, not a curated record.